Molecule: messenger RNA, 5409 nt
Organism: Linum trigynum
Lineage: Eukaryota; Viridiplantae; Streptophyta; Magnoliopsida; Malpighiales; Linaceae
Source: the annotation of a GenBank genome assembly
AUGGCGGAGUUGGGGCAACAAACGGUGGACUUCUCCACUCUGGUGAGUCGGGCUGCUGAUGACUCCUUCGUUUCGUUCAAAGAAUUGGUGGAGAAGUCCAGGUCGGAUGAGCAGUCUGACUCUGAGAGGAAGAUUGGGCUGCUUAAGUACUUGGUUAAAACCAGGCAGCGUAUGCUCAGGCUUAAUGUCUUGGCCAAGUGGUGCAAACAGGUCCCAUUGAUACAAUACUGUCAGCAACUUCAGUCUACGGUAUCUAGUCAUGAUACAUGCUUUACACAAGCUGCAGAUUCAUUGUUCUUUAUGCAUGAAGGACUGCAGCAAGCUCGUGCUCCUAUUUACGAUGUCCCAUCUGCUGUUGAAAUACUCUUGACAGGAUCUUAUCAGCGCUUGCCAAAGUGCGUGGAAGAUAUUGGUCUCCAGGGCAUGCUAAGUGGGGAUCAACAGAAGCCAGCUCUUAGAAAGUUGGAUAUUCUUGUGCGGACUAAGUUACUUGUAGUUUCUUUUCCCAAGGAAUUCUCUGAGGUAAAAGUUUCUGAUGGUACGGCUCAGCUGUGUGUUGACGGUGAAUUUAAAGUGUUAGUUACUCUUGGUUACCGGGGACACCUGUCCUUAUGGAGAAUAUUGCAUUUAGAGUUGCUAGUUGGUGAGAUAAGUGGACCUGUGAAACUGGAAGAGUCGCGAAGGUAUGCCCUUGGAGAUGAUUUGGAACGCAGAAUGGCAGCAGCAGAGAACCCAUUCAUGAUCAUGUACUCGGUGCUCCAUGAGCUCUGUGUUUCACUUGUCAUGGAUACCGUGAUAAGACAAGUGCAAGUUCUACGUCAAGAACGAUGGAGAGAUGCAAUUCGUUUUGAGGUCAUAUCUGAUUGUGGUACAUCCACACAGCUAAAUCAAGACGGAGAAGCUGAAUUGGUGGGGUUACGCACUCCAGGGUUGAAGCUUAUGUACUGGCUAGAUCUGGAUAAGAACUCUGGUGCAUUGGAUUCGGGAGCAUGCCAUUUUUUAAAAAUUGAGCCAGGAUCGGAUCUUCAAAUCAAAUGUACUCAUAGUUCAUUUGUUAUAGAUCCAUCCACAGGAAGAGAGGCAGAAUUUUCUCUUGACCAAGGCUGCAUUGAUGUUGAAAACUUGUUGAUGAGAGCUAUAUGCUGCAACAGAUAUACCCGGCUUCUUCAAAUUCAGAAAGAGCUGGAGAAAAACAUCCAAAUUAGUCGUGCCACUGAUGAUGUUGUUCUUCGAUCCCACUUGGAGGAAUCGGAUUUCCACCAUAGAAAGAAGGGGGCUAAGUCCGAACGCGGGAAAUAUGAGGCUCAAGAAGUACUAUGUGUUCGUGCAUAUGGUUCAUCAUAUUUCAUGCUUGGGAUAAACAUAAGGACUGGUCGUUUUCUGCUCCGUUUAUCCCAAAAUAUACUCCCAGCAACAGCAUUGUUAGAGUGUGAAGAAGCUUUAAAUCAAGGAAACAUGACUGCAGCUGAAGUUUUUACCAGAUUGCGAAACAAAAGUAUCUUGCACAUGUUUGCAUCCACAGGCAGGUUUUUAGGGCUGGAGGUGUAUGAGGAUGGUUUUGCCACUGUUAAAGUGCCUAAAAUCCUUUUGAGUCGCUCACCUAUGUUGCUAAUGGGGUUUCCUGAUUGUGGGAGCUCAUAUUUCUUGCUAGUGCAGCUUGAUAAAGAUUUCAAAUUGCAGUUUGUAUUAUUAGAAAUACAGCCUGAUCCAUCUGGAAGAGUAUCUUCUGGUGAUUUGAACCAAGUUGUGCGUGUUAAGAAGAUUGAUAUUACCCGGAUGCAGAUACUUGAAGAUGAUUUGAAUUUAAGUCUGCUUAACUUGGAAAAGUUGAAUUCGUUCUUGCCACGUGCUGGGGGUGCUCUUGAAACUUCUGAAUGUGGACUUCUAACUGACGUUUGUGCUGAGACUCCUCUGCAAAUUGCUGGAGGUCCACCAUCUGGUUUUUCAUCUUUUGUUGAUGAAGUAUUUGAGUUGGAGAAAGGAGCAUCUGCAGCAGCAGUUCCCAUCCAGAAAAUCCCAUCUUCAUUUAAUUCAUUGUCCAAUUUUGGUUCUGGUCCAAUCAGUCGCCAAGGUGUUAAAGUAGGAACUCCUACUGUAUGGGAAGGACAGAUGAACAAUGUCACUGUUUCAAAAACUUCUGGUUUAAGUUCGCACUACAAUUAUUCAUUGUACCAAUCAAGCAGUAUAAGGGGUCACUCAAGUUCCUUCAGUUCAUUAUCUCCUGGCAUGGGGAGAAAUUCUUACAUAAAAAGGCAGUCAGGUUCAAAAUCUGAUCAAGAUUUGACCUCACUCAGAUCUCCAAACUCUGUUGAGGUCACUUCAAAUAUCUCAAUGGAUGAGGAUCAUAUGAGAUUGCUGAAUGACACGGUUAUCGAUGGAUUGUCUGGGAGAUCAAUCUCUCAAUUUUGUUCGGCUAGCAUUAAACCUAAUGGACCCAAAAGCUUGGCUCCUCGGUUGUCAGCUGGAACCACCAGAGUAAAUGGAUCAGGCUCCUUUGCGACGACUCCCGUAUCCCAGGAAAGAGGAGACUUGUCUAGUAAUGAGGUGCCAAAACAUGAUAAAAGUACUAGAAAGCGCACGCUUUCAGAGGUGUUGAAUUUGAUUCCUUCUCUGCAAAAUAAAGACACGGGAGGAGGAUUGGUCAAGAAGAGGAGAACCUCCGCAUUGUCCCAAUCUCAGCAGCCUUCAUCAAAUUCACCUGUAUCAAUGGAGAUGGUGAGCAUAAAUGAAGGAUUCAGCUAUGGGAAUCUCUUGGCUGAAGCCGACAAAGGGAACGCUCCUUCUAGCAUUUACAUUUCUUCUCUUCUUCAUGUCAUCAGGCAUUGUUCGCUUUGCAUCAAGUAUGCCAGACUUACUAGCCAGAUGGAGGCACUUGAUAUUCCUUACGUGGAGGAAGUGGGAUUGAGAAGUGGAUCAUCAAAUAUAUGGUUCAGACUUCCUUUUGCAAGAGGUGAUCCAUGGCAACAUAUAUGCUUACGACUUGGAAGACCGGGAAGCAUGUACUGGGAUGUCAAAAUAAAUGAUCAGCACUUCAGGGACCUGUGGGAACUGCAAAAGGGAAACAUUAGCACACCUUGGGGCUCUGGAAUCCGUAUUGCCAAUACGUCGGAUGUUGAUUCACACAUCCGAUAUGACCCUGAAGGUGUGGUCCUCAGCUAUCAGACUGUCAAGAGUGAUAGUAUAAAGCAACUAGUUGCAGACAUUUGUAGGCUUUCUAAUGCUAGGACAUUUGCUCUGGGGAUGCGGAAGCUUCUUGGAGUAAGAGCAGAUGACAAAUGUGAAGAAAGCAGUGCAAAUUCUGACUCUAAAGCUCUGACUGCGGCCAAAGUUGGUUCUGAAGCAGCAGACAAGCUACCAGAACAGAUGCGGAGGGCGUUCAGAAUAGAGGCAGUUGGAUUGAUGAGUCUGUGGUUUAACUUUGGAGCUGGCGUGCUUGCUCGUUUUGUUGUUGAGUGGGAAUCUGGUAAAGAGGGAUGCACGAUCCAUGUUUCUCCUGAUAAUUUGUGGCCACAUACUAAGUUUUUGGAGGGUUUUAUUAAUGCAGCUGAAGUCGGAUCCCUUUUGGAUUGCAUUCGCCUAACUGCUGGACCCUUGCAUGCCCUUGCAGCUGCAACUCGUCCUGCACGGGCUCAAGGCGUGCCAGGGGUCACACCCCCUGCUGCUGCUUUGCCUAAACAGUCAGCAGGGUAUGUGCAACCACAGCCUGUCCUGCCCAGCAGUUCCAGUAACAACACUGUGACACCACCAUCUGGACCCACACCAAACCCUCCCCAGCCUGCUAUCGCUGGCCCUCCCGGAAGUCACAAUCUCCAUAGUGCUGCAAUGUUAGCUGCUGGUCGUGGGGGCCCUGGUAUUGUUCCUAGCUCUCUGUUGCCGAUCGAUGUCUCUGUUGUGCUUCGUGGGCCCUACUGGAUUCGUAUUAUCUACCGCAAGAACUUCUCUGUCGACAUGCGCUGCUUUGCUGGUGAUCAGGUCUGGUUGCAGCCCGCUACCCCACCUAAAGGAGGGCCAUCAUUUGGGGGAUCUUUACCAUGUCCACAGUUCCGUCCUUUCAUAAUGGAGCAUGUUGCGCAGGAGUUGAAUGGCUUGGAUCCAGGAUUUGCCGGAGGCCAACAAACACCUGGAAUGUCGAACUCUAAUACCCAAAGUCCCGUUUCGGGUUCCCAACUUUUGAAUGCUAAUACUGGAAAUAGAGUUAAUCUUCCUGGUCCUGCAGCAGUGUCUAGGGCUGUAAGCCAAGUGGCUGCUUUAAACCGUGUUGCGAAUGGUGUGCUAGGAUCUUCUAAUUUAGCAGUUAUGAGUACCGGGUUGCCCAUACGUAGAUCUCCAGGUGGUGGCGUCCCAGCGCAUCUUAGAGGAGAGCUGAAUACGGCAAUUAUUGGCCUCGGUGAUGAUGGAGGUUAUGGAGGUGGAUGGGUUCCUCUUGUUGCACUUAAGAAGGUCCUGAGGGGUAUUCUUAAAUAUCUUGGCGUGCUAUGGCUAUUUGCCCAGUUACCUGAUCUGUUGAAAGAGAUCCUUGGAUCAAUUUUGAAAGAUAAUGAAGGUGCUCUCCUGAAUUUGGACCAGGAACAGCCUGCUUUGCGCUUCUUUGUUGGGGGCUAUGUAUUUGCCGUCAGUGUGCACAGAGUGCAGCUUCUUCUUCAGGUACUCAGCGUUAAGCGUUUUCAUCACCAACAGCAGCAACCAACCUCUGCUACAUCCCAGGAAGAACUCACUCAACCCGAGAUCAGCGAGAUCUGUGACUAUUUCAGUCGCCGGGUCGCGUCUGAACCCUACGACACUUCCCGUGUUGCAUCAUUCAUCACCCUCCUCACACUCCCUAUAUCAGUCCUGAGAGAAUUCCUGAAGCUAAUCGCGUGGAAGAAAGGGCUUGUACAGGCAGCUCAAGGUGGUGGAGAAAUGGCUCCUGUGCAGAAACCCCGUAUCGAGCUAUGCCUCGAGAAUCACACCGGCGGAGGAAAUCAAGAUGAUAAUAAUUCGUCUGUAGCCAAGAGCAAUAUCCACUACGAUCGGCCGCAUAACUCGGUUAAUUUUGCACUCACUGUGGUCCUCGACCCAGCUCACGUGCCUCACAUCAAUGCAGCGGGUGGUGCGGCUUGGUUGCCCUACUGUGUCUCAGUGAGAUUGCGGUACUCAUUUUUGGAUAAUCCGAAUGUCUCCUUCCUCGGGAUGGAAGGAAGCCAUGGAGGGCGAGCUUGCUGGUUGAGAGGUGAUGAAUGGGAGAAGUGUAAGCAGAGGGUUGCCAGGACGGUGGAAGUGAGCGGUGGUUCUUCAGGUGGGGAACAUGAUCUCAGUCAGGGAAGGUUGAGAAUAGUGGCGGAUAAUGUGCAGAGGACGUUGCAUUUGUGUCUGCAGGGAUUGAAAGACGGCAGCAGCGGUGGAGUUACUUCGAGCGCUGGGCCGACUUGA